AUGUCUGAGACAUUCGUUCUCCCCUGUUCUCCCUCCAUCCUGCGUUCAGAUCGCUUCGACUCUGUUUCUUGCGAUGAACCUGAAGUUCCCUUUUGGCGGAUUUUGACUUGUAUCUUGGCCGAGUCAUUAAACUCGGUGACUGACAGCUCGUCUCUCAUCGAUACCCUGGAAAGGAUAUCAGUUGUUCUACACGGAAAGGCUGCCAGGAACUAUGUGUUCCUAGGGGAAUUUCUCGCCAAGUAUCUGACGUCUACUUCUGGUAGCAAGUUCUUUACAUCAACGUGGCCACGUCUAGUCGGCCUUGCCUUGCAACUGCCAUCUUUAUUCCCGAGCCACUCCAUCCCCCCGCUGAAAAGCGAGGAGACUAGCCAGAUUAUUUUAAGCAGAAGGCAGGCUGCAUGUCUGGUCGUACACCAAUUCUUGUGCUCCCUGCCGGCCCAUCCAUGGCAGACAGAGUCCUUCGUCAAUUUGUCGCCUUGGUACUCGGCUGGAGAGGCAAUGCACCAGGGUGCUGUGCAGGCGUAUCUAACCGCACUGUUCACGUAUUUCGAAGCCAUAGCGGCCUCCGAACCAGACAGUGGAAUUUUACACCACUCAGUGGAAGACUGGCCCAUCAGUUUCACGUUAAUAGUAACGUCUGAGGACCAAUCACAAUCUCUUCUUUGCAAUGCGCCAGCCUCAUUGAGCCGUUUGGCAGUUGUCCAACUCCCACACCAAUCAACAGACAUCACAUACCUCGGUCUUCCAGAUGGCGCAUGCGUGAUAUCCGCUAACAAGUGCGUGGGACUUGGUGCGACAGGUACUCAAGAAGAGCUCCAUGUGGGUAUUUCCCCCAAGGCGUGCCCAGUGACACUGCUAGCGCCCCCUCUGAAGGAUCGCCAGGUCCUCAUCUGCCAGGGUGCCGAAGCAAUCGUUACUACUAAAGGACAUGGCAGAUGGGCCUCCUUAGACGAAAUAUUGCAUGGCAGACCAAGGCCAUCGUCUGACUGGCGCAACCGGGUCAUGCUAUUCAUGGACGCCCUGGAACUCGACCUUGUUGAUCGCGCCCAUCCACAAGGUGGAGAGAACAUUCCCGACCUUAUGCCAGGCUAUCUACAUCGGGAAUUGGUGAAGGCCUACACCGCGUUCUGCUCACAUUGUUCUAGGAAUACCCGGAAACCCUACUCCUUUGUUACUACUGGACUUUGGGGCUGCGGCGCCUUUGGGGGGAAUAGACAGAUCAAGGCGAUCAUCCAGUGGUACGCUGCAUCCAUAGCAAAUGUACCAGAGCUUCGAUAUGUCCUAGGUGGCGAAGAGCAGAAAGCAUUUGGAGAUGAGCUCAAGAGGUUUGUUGACAAGGCAGAGCACACUAGAAGAGAAUUGGAGCCACGGAAGCUCUUCGAUGUGCUUGUCCGUCUGGGUACAGACCUCCAGAAGGGGAAAGCCGCUGUUCCCAAGCCAGAUGAGAUUUUCGAAUAUGUUUUACAAAGCCUGUAG
This is a messenger RNA of Penicillium mononematosum, 1476 nucleotides long. RefSeq lists its product as uncharacterized. The coding region runs from base 1 to 1476 and encodes 491 amino acids. Gene Ontology annotation, biological process: ATP generation from poly-ADP-D-ribose; regulation of DNA repair; nucleotide-sugar metabolic process. Lineage: Eukaryota; Fungi; Ascomycota; Eurotiomycetes; Eurotiales; Aspergillaceae. Gene Ontology annotation, molecular function: poly(ADP-ribose) glycohydrolase activity. The transcript has a single exon. Gene Ontology annotation, cellular component: cytoplasm; nucleus. The record is from RefSeq and is a predicted model, not a curated record.